This is a messenger RNA of Sinocyclocheilus anshuiensis, 1660 nucleotides long. Its product is annotated as forkhead box protein N2-like. Gene Ontology annotation, cellular component: nucleus. The record is from RefSeq and is a predicted model, not a curated record. Gene Ontology annotation, biological process: regulation of DNA-templated transcription. Gene Ontology annotation, molecular function: cis-regulatory region sequence-specific DNA binding; DNA-binding transcription factor activity. The transcript is spliced from 6 exons. The coding region runs from base 161 to 1366 and encodes 401 amino acids. Lineage: Eukaryota; Metazoa; Chordata; Actinopteri; Cypriniformes; Cyprinidae.
GUUGCCUUGGCGACGGUAGGGGGGGUACGGAAGCGUUGCCGUGCGGCGUGAUCUCCGCGCUGCGUGGAUGGAGGAAGCAGCUGCUGAUCUUUUGACACAGCGCGAGCGAAAGGCUACUGCAUGAAAGCACUGGAGCUUUGUCGUCGGACGCGAUAGUAGAAUGCACGAAUACCCUCCUGGUUUGAUGGGUCCGAUAAUCGGGAUGUCUCCAGAUAAGAAAGCCGAAUCUCCCGGAGCGCAGGGCGUGUGUGGAGCUGGGACUCUACCUGAAGCAGAGAGUGCUUCCAGUCCCAUGGCUACCAGUCUAGACCAGAUUGGUCGGUCUGGAGCAUUGAGUGUGGUGGCGGGUGAGUCUGAAGAUGAUGAACUAACCAACCUGAACUGGCUUCAUGAGAACCUGCUGCAGAACUUCACGCUUGGAGGCGAAGCGCAACCCAUCAACAGCCCGCUGUUUGACAUAGAGGGAGGCGGUGGGUCGCCACACAGCAACACCGCCUCGUCCACCUCCUCUAUCUCUGCGGGAAGCGAGAGAGAUCCUUACAAGUCAAAGCCUCCUUUCUCUUUCUCCUUACUGAUAUACAUGGCUAUCGAACAGUCGCCCAGCAAAUCUCUCCCAGUGAAGGACAUCUACAGCUGGAUCCUCAAACAUUUUCCAUAUUUCUCCAGCGCCCCUACUGGCUGGAAGAACUCAGUGCGCCACAACCUGUCCCUCAACAAGUGCUUCCGCAAAGUAGAGCGAAGCAUAGGAAAGACCAAUGGGAAAGGCUCUCUGUGGUGCGUUCACCCCGAGUUCCGGCCCAUGCUGAUGCAAGCCCUGAAGAAACAGCACUUCCCGAAUGCACAUGCCUUCUGCACUCCUCCUGCCUCCCCUCCUAGUGCCUCGUCUCCUCCUCAUCACCUUUUCACAUCAGAGCAGGGCUGUGCCCUAAAAGAAUGUGAUUUUGAUGCUGCCACUGCCAUGAUGCUGUUAAAGUCUGCCUCUGAGCAGAACAUUGAUUCUUACCCAGAUGAUCAAGAAGGACCCAUAGAUCUCUCCCGAAGGGACUUGGUGGUUGUGAGUCGGGAUCCAAAGCAGGAUCACAACUACAGCAGCACCCCUGUCCCGCACUGCCCUCGCCAGAUGCCUCCUUCACAGCCGGUCAACUUCAGUCUGGCCCUACACCACGAUCAGGAGAGAGGAGGCCGGGCCCGAUGGCCACGCAGCCCGCUACAGGGUCCGCUUUUCGGAAAGAGGAGCAGAAGAGAUUCUCGUCCAGACGUGGAUGAGGAGCUCAAGGAGGCGGCCGGCUCACUCCUACACCUGGCCGGUAUUCGUACCAGUUUAGUCGCCUCAAGACGCAAGAGCAGGAAAAUCAGUAGGAAAUGAACCCGAUUCUGAAACUCCAUCCUGUGGCCUGCCCAACCUCUCUCUUCUGGUUUGGUGUAUCUUCCUUCUUGUUUAUAAUUGUUGGGGUGUUUUCUUUCUUUUCGUCCGGUCCACUCAUCAAGCAUGGCAAUACAAACACAGGAGAGAAAAGCCAUACUGACAUUUUAUGUACAGAAAAAGAAACCAAUUUGAAUGAACAGCCCACAUCAUUUGAGUUUAACGGUAUGAGAGUUUGAAGAUGUUAAUUGCUUAAAAAAAAAGAAUUAAAAAGAGACUGGUAAAAAAAAAAAAAAA